AUGCACAAGCAGGGCAAGACACGUUCUAAGACCGGUAGGGAUCCACACGCCGCUUAUCCCCUUAACUCAGCCCUUGAGAUUGUGCGUAUCGAAGCGAUAUGGCCAGGGUGUCGGACAUGUCGCAUCCGUAAGGUGAAAUGCGACGAGGAGAAACAUCCUGUCGAAGGCCAGGAGCCCCAUUGCCGACGAUGUACGGCAGCAGGCAUCAAAUGCGAGUGGAAGGGCGGCCCGAUUCCGCGAAAAACCUCGUCCUCCUCUUCAUCUCUCUCGACUUCGAGAAAAGCCCCCGAGCAAUUACCCACCCGCAAUGCUGGCCAAUCCAACAAGGCUGGCGCUAAGCGACUCCCGGCUCAACAACCUGUCAGCCCCUGCCAAGCGCCAUUGAUACCAUCUCAUAGGAUUGGAAAUGGGAACCCCAAUCGCGGUCUACAAGCCGCCAACUCCUUAACGCUAUCUGCCUUUGAUCGUGAUUGUCUUAGUUACCUCCAAAAUUCGACACUAGUCAUUAUUCUUGGCAAGCAUUGGCCAUGGUCUACGAUCUCAUAUGCAUACCACCGAAUCGCUGUCAACGAGCCUAUGGUAAUGAGCAUGAUCCUGGCGAGUACGGCAAGAGAGAUACAUCGAUCACGACUCUACGAUCAGGAAGCGCUUUCUAUCAGCAGUCUGAAUUCGGGCUCCACUGCUAACAAUGAGUCCUGUGAACUUGAUGGGCGAAUGCAUUAUGGUCGAGCAUUAUCGAGCCUCCGCCAAGCCCUCAAGUCUGGCGUUAAGUCACCGCAGAAAGUCGAGGCCAUUUUUAUCACGCUCUGGUUGAUGAUCGAUUACGAAAAUCGAUUCGGAAGCGGUGCUGCAGCCAUCAACAUUCACAUUCGGGGAAUUGAGAGCCUUCUUCACAACCAUGUAGUUCCAUUUCUCCGGGGGCACGCUCAUCAGCACCAUGAGCAUGCAGGGUCCCAACAGACAUCACCCCCUGCCAUCACAUUCAGCCUUGAGAAUUCUCCUCGCCGUCCACUAGCGAAUCCCAUAUCACCAGCCACCAGUGACCAGACUACUGAAGUAGGCUCUGGUCCUCUUGUGUCACAGUCUAGUCCUGUCGAGGGACUCGGCCGUACCUCGGUUCCUCUAUUUCUGCUCUGGACUUUAUACUUUUUUACUCCAGCAGCGUUAUUCUUUGGACCUACCACAGGACGAUUGGACUCUGAUAUUUUCCACUUCUUCCUUGGUGGACACACCGAUGAAACCAUUCCUCUUACACUGUCAGAACUAUAUCGAAUUAGUAGGCAAUCGCCUGCUCGGUUCUGGGGUGAGACAUAUCCAAUGUCAGCCCAGAUGGACGACAUGGAGAAUCUUCCGGCGUUGACUCUUUACCAUCGAAGUCACGUCAUUCAAUUCAAAAUCACUGAACAAUUCAAGCGAGGUACACCUACUGAGACAACAGUGGACGAGAUAUCGCCCUACCAAAAGAUCAUCCAUGAGAUCAAUAUUAUCGCGCUUCAGGAGUACGAUACCGUCCUUACGGCCGUCAGAACUUCUCAAUCCUGCGAUAUUGGCGCAGGCCGCCGAGUGUUGGAGACAAGUCACUGGGCUGCCAUAACAUUCUACAGCACCAUCGUCUUCUUCCACCUCUGCUUCCAAGAUAUUAUCAACAAGCAUCCGGGAACUCAGGUUCACAGCAAACUGAUGCCCCUUUCCUCUGCAGUUUCGCUGGUUCUCGAGUUAAGCUUGAAACUUCACCGGUCCAGGCCGCAUCUGAUAGUUCGCAUUACAUGGCCUCUAUUCCUAGCUGGAAUUGCAACGUCAGACCGGAUAUAUCAAGAUUGGGUGUCAAUCAGGCUGAAAGAACUUGGUCGUUUUGGACAAAACUAUACGCGAAUCGGCCGCCGAUUCGAUGAGAUUAUUCAGGGCGGGCACCCGCAUGUCUCUGAAAAGGAUCUCCAUUUCCUAGCGAAUUCUGAAUAA
Molecule: messenger RNA, 1959 nt
Organism: Penicillium cataractarum
Lineage: Eukaryota; Fungi; Ascomycota; Eurotiomycetes; Eurotiales; Aspergillaceae
Exons: 3
Coding region: 1-1959 (652 amino acids)
Biological process (GO): regulation of transcription by RNA polymerase II
Molecular function (GO): zinc ion binding; DNA-binding transcription factor activity, RNA polymerase II-specific
Source: RefSeq, a predicted model, not a curated record